Messenger RNA from Nymphaea colorata (pocket water lily), 2165 nucleotides. RefSeq lists its product as uncharacterized. The record is from RefSeq and is a predicted model, not a curated record. Bases 973 to 1986 code for a protein of 337 amino acids. Lineage: Eukaryota; Viridiplantae; Streptophyta; Magnoliopsida; Nymphaeales; Nymphaeaceae. Gene Ontology annotation, biological process: transmembrane transport. The transcript has a single exon.
AGAGAGAAGAGAGGGGUUGAAGGUGGGUUUUGGAGAGAAGGAAUGGCCUAUUAAAAGGAAGCCAUCACUCCCACCUCCCGCCCUCUGGUUUUGGGCGCCUCCACCCUCCCACAGACUCCCCCCAUACAGAAAGAGAGAGAGAGAGACAGACAGACAAAGAGAAAGAGAGCAUUUCACCUUCCUUUUGUACCCAUUCUCCCCCAUCUUUACUCCAUUUCAUUCUCCUUCCCCCCAUCCCCCGCCUCCUGUAAAUACGCAUUCUGCAGCUCCUCCGAUCCGUUAGAUCCGCAUUUCUCGGCGAAAGCUUCCGGCAAGCUAGACGGCUUCUCCGAUUGCUUCAACUGUAAGGUACUUGAACUCCCCAUCGCCGGAACGGUCCCGAUUCUUGAUGAUGAAGCUCAUCGACUCCUUCAUCCCUCUGCGCUUUCUACCUUUUGUUCUGGUUGGUUGAUGUUUCGAUGCCACUUGGUACUCUUCCAGUCGGCGAUUUUCUGUUGGUUUGUUUGAGGUUAGGGUUCUACUGAUGUGGAUUCGGGGGAAAUCGGUUCGGCUUCGAUUUGUUUCUGGCAGGGGUUUCUGGAGAAGUUAGGGUUUCGAUCGGGAAGGAUCGAUUGAAUUGCGAGAAUAUAAGGAAGGAUUGCAGGAUCCUGACCUUGUUGUUGAUAUAAUUUUGGGUUAGGAGCUCGGAUUUUUGGGGAUUUGUCUCUUCUGAUUUUUAGGGUUUCGCAAUAGGAUCUGAGCUAGGUUUUUCUUCUCUCGUUUGUUUGCUUUCCCUGUUUCGUUCCUUCUUUUCUGUAAAUUCUGUACAGUGAAAGGCUAAGGUUUUGGGGAAAGGGGAGAAAGGAGCAACUUCCAUCUGUAAAUAUACUUGGGGAGUUUAUUAGUGAAAACGGGGGAAGACUAGGUUAGCUACGGGUAGAGAAAGCGGCUGUUGUUGUCUCGUUUGUGCUUCGUUCCUUGAAAGUGGCGAAGAUGAGUCUGACCGCGGCGGAGGAGGAUUCGAGUGCGGAGAUUCAUCUACCGGCAGACAUCGACUGGCAGAUGCUCGAUAAAUCCAAGUUCUUCCUCCUCGGCGCCGCGCUCUUUUCCGGCGUCUCGGCGACGCUCUACCCGGCUGUGGUCCUCAAGACACGGCAGCAGGUUUCCUCCUCCACGCAGCUCUCCUGCAUCAGGCUUGGCAUCAGGAUCCUGAACCACGAGGGCCUCGCUGGUCUCUACAGAGGCUUCGGCACGUCCCUCAUGGGGACCAUCCCUGCCCGUGCCCUCUACAUGACCGCCCUGGAGAUCACCAAGAGCAACGUCGGAACUGCCACGGUGCGGCUCGGAUUCCCGGAGCCGGCUGCGGCGGCUGUGGCGAACGCAGCAGCGGGAGUGAGUGCAGCGGUGGCGGCACAGCUCGUGUGGACGCCGGUAGACGUGGUGAGCCAGCGGCUGAUGGUUCAGGGAGGGGAAGGGUUGAAGACCCAGUACAAGGGAGGAAUCGAUGCUUUUCGAACGAUCCUGUGUACAUGUGGGUUGAGGGGUCUGUAUAGAGGUUUUGGGAUGUCCAUCCUGACCUACGCUCCAUCCAAUGCUGUAUGGUGGGCAUCGUACUCUGUAGCGCAGAGGGGGAUUUGGGGAGGGGUUAAUUUCUUGUACAGUAGCAGGGAGGAGAAAGGGGGCGGCGGCGGAGGAGGAGGAUGGAAGCCAGGACCAAAGGCGGUGAUGGUGGUACAGGGGCUGAGCGCAGCAAUGGCGGGAGGGGUGGCCGCGCUCAUAACUACGCCCCUCGACACCAUUAAGACGAGGCUGCAGGUGCUGGAUGGAGAGGAGAACAGGAGGUUGACGGUAGGGCAGACGAUCAGGAAUCUGGUGAAGGAGGGUGGGUGGACUGCCUGUUACAGAGGGUUAGGGCCGAGAUGGGCUUCAAUGUCUCUGUCCGCCACCACCAUGAUCACUACCUACGAAUUCCUCAAGCGUCUAUCGGCCAAGAAUAUGGAGAGAUGAACUUAAUCAGGGUGUUGGAUAGAAAAAAGAUGAAACAUGAGAAAAAAGAAAAAAAAAAAAAAGAGUAAUGUGGAGUUGUAUGUAAGCUCUUUCCUUUUUCUUGCUCGCUGCUGCUGCUGCUUCAUUUGUCUUCUCCCCAUCUAUUAGUGUAAUCAAAGAAAGCAUCUCAUUUUCUUUUA